AUGUCGCAGCAGGAUCCGGCUGCGGCCGGGGAGGAGCUGCCGGGGGGCCUCUCGCGGAGCAGCUCCGCCAGCCGGCUCAACGCGCAGGCGCCGGAGUUCGUGCCGCGUGUCGCGGCGCCGCCGCCCCCGCCGGUGCAGCCCGUGAUCCACGUCUUCGCCGCGCCGCCCCCGCCGCCGCCCGCGUCCUUCUUCGCCGCGGGCCCGCCCCCGCCCCCGCCCCGGCCGCCGUUCGAGUUUUACGCGGCGGUCGGUGCUGCUGGCCCGGGCUUCGUUGCCGUGCCCGAGCAUGAGAUGGGGCCCGAGCAAGCGGUGCCGCCGCCGCCACCGCCGGCCCAGGCACACCAGCAGGGGAGAGAGCUGACCACAGACGACGUGCUGCACAAGAUCACCAAGCAGGUGGAGUAUUACUUCAGUGAUAUAAACCUGGCCACUACAGAACAUUUGAUGAGGUUUAUUUCUAAGGAUCCUGAAGGAUAUGUACCGAUGUCAGUUGUUGCUUCCUUUAAGAAAAUUAAGGCUCUGGUGCAAAGUAGUUCCAUGCUUGCUUCAGCUCUUCGAACUUCAUCAAAGCUUGUGGUUAGUGAAGAUGGAAACAGAGUAAAGCGUGUACAGCCAUUUACAGAAGCAGAUUUAGAGGAACUACAGGCCCGAAUUGUUGUUGCAGAAAAUCUUCCAGAUGAUCAUUGUUACCAGAACCUUAUGAAGAUUUUCUCAUCUGUUGGCAGUGUAAAGACAAUCAGAACAUGCUAUCCUCAGACCCCAAAUGGCAGUGGUCCAGUUACUAAUAGAUCUGCUAAACUAGAUAUGCUUUUUGCCAACAAGCUGCAUGCUUUUGUUGAGUAUGAGACUAUUGAGGAUGCUGAAAAAGCGAUUGUGGUGCUUAAUGAUGAGAGGAACUGGAGAAGCGGGCUUAGAGUUCGGUUGUUGAAUUCUUGCAUGGCUAAGGGAGGCAAAGGUAAGAAGGGUGGGCAUGAAACUGAUGUACAUGGUGAGGAGGAUGUUUCCACUUCUGAUCAACCAAAUGAUAAACAUUCAGAAGAAACAUCUCAACCAUCAGAUGCAAUAGGAGAGCAUGUUUCCGAGGAGAGCACUGGAGAUGCAGGCCGUGGGCGUGGCAGAGGCCGAGGGCGUGGAGGUAGAGGCAGAGGGCGUGGCUACCAUAACAACCAUAACAACAAUCAAUACCACCAUAACAACCAUCCGCAGCAGCAGCACCACCACCAAAACAGCAACAAUCAAGGUAACAACAACCGGAGUGGCGCCCAUCCUGUCGGAACCCCGCCUUCCAGCCACCCAGUGAAGGCCGAGCAACAGCAGACACAGUCAUCGCCUCCCGCAGGAGCGAACAAACAGCUUCCAGGGCCGCGUAUGCCAGACGGCACCCGUGGGUUCUCAAUGGGCAGAGGAAUGCCGCAAACAUCGUCGCCCAGCAUAUCGACUAGUGAACCUUGA
This is a messenger RNA of Triticum turgidum subsp. durum (durum wheat), 1452 nucleotides long. The record is from the annotation of a GenBank genome assembly. Lineage: Eukaryota; Viridiplantae; Streptophyta; Magnoliopsida; Poales; Poaceae.